CGGAGAGGGAAGGAGGACUUCAUCUUUUUUAAAUUGUCAGAUGGAUCCCAGUUGCUGGGUAAGGUGAAUUCAAACAUUCUGCUGCCCUGUUACCAGAACCAGAACUCGGGAUUCGUUCUGACCGGCACGGUGACGUGCUGCCUCUUCUUUAGCAGUGUUAUACUUCAAGCCUGUCUCGUUAGAGGAUUUCUCCUAACGGAAGGAUGAGGUCUUGAAGGUGAUGCUGGUGGCAUUUCAGAAACGCUAAGUAUGGAGGCUUACAAGGAGUGAUUUCUUUUAUUAUUAUUUUUUUUUUUACUGCUGAAUUUACACGGCUGUAGAGAGUGGCAGAUCUGCUCGAUAACUGACAUGAAGGCGUUAGGGAGCAGAUGGAUCCUUGGGAUGUUCUCUUGUGCUUUCUGCCUUCCCCUGGCAGUCUCCUUUCAAAAAGUCACCAUCCCGGCAGAGCUGAAGUCGGUAGUGGCUAAAGUCGCUGUGAACGCCACGUCCUGCAGCGUCACCUGCGGGCUGGGCUUCAAGCUGGAGGAGAUGUGCGAGAUCACUCCGGCCGGGGAGAGGAGAAACUGCACCACGCGCCGCUCCCCCUGCCUCACCACCUGGGGCUGUGGCUUGCUCCACUUCACCGUCCCAGUGGGCAAACCGUUCACCUUCAGCUGCCUGAGCUCGGACACGGCUGGCUUUGUUAGCGGAGCCUAUACCUACACGUGGAGGCUCGCCCCAGGCCUCAUCACCAUGAACGACGUCCUGUUCGGACCUUUCAGAAACCCUGGCUAUGUCGUCAGGUUUUCCCCCACCAGGGAGUCGGACGCGGGGACUUACCGGUGCGAUGUGCGGAUGCUGAAGACGUUCAGGGUCAUCAAGAGAAUCUACUUCGGGGUGAGAGUGAUCCGGAAUGACUUAAUGGAUCUGGACUUUCAGAAGUCCUUGACUCACGAGCAGAAGCUGGCAGCGAAUGAGGUGGAAGGAAUCAAAGGAAACAACACCCACACAGAAGGGCGGCAGCAGCGGCACUUCUGGCAAAGAAAAUCAUUUUAUAAAUCCCUGAUAGGAAUUGGAAGCGGAGUGAUGGGAGUUGUCUUACUGAGAGCAGCUCUCCACUCGCUGCAGAAGACUUUGAGAAGGGAUGCAGAGACACAGCCUGAGCUUUAA
Oxyura jamaicensis (ruddy duck) is the source of this 1149-nucleotide messenger RNA. RefSeq names its product transmembrane protein 81 (gene TMEM81). The transcript has a single exon. Bases 349 to 1149 code for a protein of 266 amino acids. NCBI's taxonomy places the organism in Eukaryota, Metazoa, Chordata, Aves, Anseriformes, Anatidae. The record is from RefSeq and is a predicted model, not a curated record.